This is a messenger RNA of Bolinopsis microptera, 1609 nucleotides long. Its product is annotated as ras-related protein Rab-8-like. Gene Ontology annotation, biological process: protein secretion; protein localization to plasma membrane; regulation of exocytosis. The transcript is spliced from 8 exons. The record is from RefSeq and is a predicted model, not a curated record. Gene Ontology annotation, cellular component: endosome; synaptic vesicle; plasma membrane. Lineage: Eukaryota; Metazoa; Ctenophora; Tentaculata; Lobata; Bolinopsidae. The coding region runs from base 64 to 684 and encodes 206 amino acids. Gene Ontology annotation, molecular function: GTP binding; GTPase activity.
ACACUACUAUAUAACAAAUAAUUUGAGUAGGGAUGGGGGAAUGAAUAAUGCAAGUAUCUAAACAUGACGUCAAAAAACUACGACUAUCUUUUUAAGCUUCUUUUAAUCGGCGACAGCGGAGUGGGUAAAACAUGUCUCCUGUUUCGAUUCUCUGAUGAUGCUUUUAAUACAAGUUUUAUUGCCACUAUUGGUAUCGAUUUUAAAGUAAGGACAGUUGAUAUUGAUGGUCGGAAAAUAAAGCUCCAGAUAUGGGAUACAGCAGGCCAGGAGAGAUUCAGGACCAUAACCACGGCCUACUACCGAGGUGCGAUGGGUAUAUUCCUGGUGUACGACAUCUCAGAUGAGAAGACGUUUGACAACAUUAAAACCUGGAUGAGGAACAUAGAAGAUAAUGCAGCCCCCGAUGUUGAGAAAAUGAUACUUGGUAACAAGUGCGACAGAGAGGAAAAGAGACAGGUCUCCAAGGAAAAGGGCCAAGCGCUUGCCGUGCGACACGGUGUUAAAUUUUUUGAAUCAAGCGCACUUAGUGGCCUCAACGUAGAGGAAGCUUUCUUGACCAUGGCCGGAGAUAUCAAAAAGAAGACAGAAAAGAAGCUGGAAGCACCUGCAGUCCCCAAGGGUGAAAUCAACUUGAAUUCUGACCACCACAAGAAAAAAGGCUCUUGCAAAAUGUGCACGAGUUAAUCAUCUUUCAUAUAGAUUCAAAAAGUUCGUUAGUUUCAGUCCAAAACUGAUCUGCUCAUUUCAAGUUUUUAAUGAUAUGUUGAAUUUAACGCGUUAAUUCGUAGCUUAGCCUCCUUUUUACUGUAUUAUAGGAUUAUACGGAUAAUGAUUCCACAUAACUUAACGUGAUGAUUUAAUGGCGGUGGUAUGAUUAGUUUUACACAGCAGCUUGAAAUCCUUGAUUCGAUCAAAUUUAUUCCCCAUGUGAGGAUACCUGAUACACUUAGAACUGAUGGCUAAUUUCUUUUUAAAAGCGAUGUAUUGUAGGAUGUUUUUAAUUCGUGUUUCAUCUUUGAUGUAAUAACAUUUUCUACCAAAUGUAAGUUUGUGUAAUAUUGUAGGCUGCUAACGGCGCCAAGUUAUUUUUUCUUGGCUGAUUUAUUGCAAUGGUCGGUAACCAAUAAGUUCCUUUUUGGUAUAAAAUAAACCAGGAAUUUGGAUUGUGUUUAAAAGGAAUAUUCUAGUGCGUUUGCAGUUUACAAAUAUAUAUUUUUGUAGGUCUAACUGGUCAUUUGUUUAAAACUGUUUUUAUUUUCCAACAAUAACUUUAUAAAUAUCACCUCACCACGCUGGGUAAAUCUGGUUAAAUUGUGAUCAAUGAGAAUUUUAGAUUCAUAGUUAUAAUAAAAGCUCUUCCGGUUUGUUUGAAAUACUUAACAAAUUCCGUCAGAAGAUUUAGUGAUUUAUGGCACUGUUAUUUCCCGUCCUGGUAGAAUUGGCCGUUUUCAUGAGUUUUGACUUAUUAAACCCGAAAUGGGCCAGAUGUACCCAGAGAUUGUUCCUAAUGAUAAUAAAUAGCGGAUCGCGUAUAAUGGUUUAUAUUUUGAAUGAUAUCUUAAGUAUUGUUUCGAUAUAUUGAUGAUACAUGUUCAUUUGUACACUUAAA